GAAGCUGUUCAAACACGCAGUUGAUUCUGAUCGUUCAGUUUGUAUGACAACUAUAUGCUAUAGUGAUCCGAUCUGAUCAAUUUCUACAAAGAUUACACCCUUGCCCAAGAUAAUAAUAUAUGCCAAAUUUUGUGAAGAUAUCUCGUAAACUAAAAAAGUUUUCCAUACAAGCGCUUGUUUCUGGUCGUUCAGUUUGUAUGGCAGCUAUGUGCUAUAGUGGUCCAAUAUCUGUUUUUCCGACAAAUGAGCAGCUUCUUCAUGUGAGAAGGGUAGGUGCAAAAACUCAGAUCGAUAUCUCAAAAACUGAUGGACAAGUUUGUAUAUAUACAUGGCUGAAUCGACUUAGCUCUGUACGCUGAUCAUUUACCGUGAUAACAUAAAAAACAACCACCAAAAUUAAAAAUAUAGCAAUAGCAACUACGAAAAGAAAACAACAGCAACAAAAAUAGCCACAUCAAAACGAAACACAAAAUACAAAAAUAAAUAAAACAAAUAAAAACCAAAACACAUCAAAAAAUAAAAACAAAAACACAAGAAAACGCAAAUUGAACGUCACGAAAAAUCGUGAAAGCCCCGAAAACACACACACUAUAUGCAUAUAUGAUCAACAAAUUGCCAGCGAGGAGAGUACGAAGUAAAAAAAUAGAAGGAGAAAAGUCCGCGAUUGCCGUGAUGCGGUAAGUAAAACAAAAAUAUCGAGAUACUAUAUAGAGAACAAAGAAACACUUAUUUUCGAACAUGGCACAGAAUAAAAGCAACGAACCGAUGCUGGAAGCGAAGCCGUGUCAGAGAAUAGGAGAGCAGCGGAGAGCAUGACUUUUGAAAUCAGUGCAAUAAUAGCACCAGUAAGAGCCAUUUGGAGAGAGAGUUGUAGAAAAGAUAAGCAAAUAUGAUGGAAAAUGCGAGAACGUGCAAAUGAAAAUUGGAAAAGCUCGGAAAGCUUUGCAUGAAAACGUCACCAAUGGAAAUUAACCAGAUCAGUGAGGCGGUUGGAAUAUUUUGGCCAGCCAGCCGACAGGCCAGAUGUGUUGUUAUCCAACGCUCAAACGGUGCAGUAGUCGAUAUCGCGGAACGAUCACGCACAGAACGCACCGACGGUUAGCGCGAGUAUCGAAAAUCGCACAGGCAGUGAUUGAAAGUGUAUAAAAACGUGAAGUUAACGUGGCGGAUUAAGAAGUAAACUUUUGUUUGGAGUGUGGUGGUGGAAGAUAAAAUAUUUGUUGAUGUGGUAGAAAUAGUAAAAUAACGAUGAUUUGCAGGCAUUUCAAAUAUUUCCACAACAACGAGCAAAGUGAAAAUUCGCAGAAAUUCAAAAUCAAAAUAAACUUUUCGCGAAAUACAAAAAUAUUAUAAAAAACAUAGUGAGUGAGGAAAGAAUUCACAAAAAAUAAUAAAAAAGGAAAAAAGAAACAAAUAAAAAGUGAAUAAACUCCGCAAAGAUGCCGUUGGCUUUCAGCGACUAGCGGCACUUUUUCCCCUUGCUCAUUUAAGUGGGCGAACAAACUGCCAAAAUGCCAUUGAAAUAUUAAUAACUUAUUUAACACAACACAAAUAAUUUUUUUCUACAAGUGCGUGUUUGUGUGUGUGAAUGCCACUUGCGAAUAAUCGCGUAGAAAGCGACGGCCUCCAAGCGGCAAACGCAAGUUACCCCACAACAGGUGGCUCAUUUUCCGCGAGCGCCAAAGCGAAAUAAAUAAAUAACAAACAGAAAUUUUAUGACAAAUUGACAAUUAAGCAAAAUAGAAAGCAACAAUUAAUACGCUGUGUAACAAAUCAAGGUGAAAACUUACGCGUCUGUUAGUUUGGCAAGCGCACGUGGCCACGCGCCGCUGAAAACCUUUGCACACAAAGCUAAUUGCUGCGAACUGGCGGUCCUUAACGAGCGGGAAAUGAUGAAGCACGACGCCGCCACCAAGCCUUUAGCCAUUGGUGGACCGAGCGCAAUGGCGCCAGCUACGGGCACGUCCUCAUUAAAGCGCGGCUUAUGGCGCAACCGCAGCGUGACCGAAACGCCCGUGUGCGCGCGUAGCCCCAUCACGAAAGCGUUUGAUUUUCUGCCUUGGGGACGUGGCAAAAAGGCGGGCGAUAAAACGCAAACGCAAACACAAACACAACAACAACAACCACUAAAACAACAACAAAAAACCAACGCGACGUCAACGAACGCAAAGUCAACAAACAGCAGCGCUGGCGGCAACACAAACAGCAACAGCACAGGCAACAACACGAAUGCGGGCGCCGAUAAGGACGCGGGCGUACACUAUCACCGAAAUAUCUUUCGCAGCGGCGGCGGACUCAUACGCGACAUACUCGGCGGUGAUAAGUUGAACAAAGAGAAAGGCGCGCCGGAGCUGGCGCUGAAAAAAUCCAAUCAACGCCUUAAACCCAAGCAAGUGGUGGCGCGCAAUAAGAGUCUGGACAUACACGAACUCAUCAACACCGUUGAGAAUGAGCUUAGCGCGGGGCAGCAGAAGAACGGACGCAAACAUUUUAUGGACGACACAUUUAUUGAGAAUAUAAUGCGCGCCAAGGAAGCCUACCGCCAAGCGAACGACGAGCUGUGCGACGACGAACAGGCCGGCGAUUACCGCUAUGUGGAUGAGACGGAUGAAAGUGAGGGCAACGGACGGCGGCAAGCGCAUAAAGAGCAGCGCGCAAGCGACGAGCAGUUACAUUGCAUGCCUUCGAGCAGCGGUGGCAACGCGACUACUGCGGCGCAUGCACCCGCGCGUCACAUACUCUUCAAUGACGAGGACAUUGUGUAUCUGAUAAAGAAGGAGCUGCCGGUCAUGAGUAAAACAAAGCGCAAAGUGUCGAGCCAUCCAGCGGAGAAGGAACAUCAGCAGCAGCAGCAGCAACAACAACAGCUGCAGCAGUAUCAACAAUAUCAGCAGCAACACCAUCCACAACAGCAAGCGCGUGAGCGCGAACGUGAAAGGGACCGUGAACGCGGGCGUGACCGCAGCGAACGCAGUGAAAGUGUGUUGAGGGCGCGCCUGAAGUUCAAGAAAUUGACACCGGACGGCACACCGUUACCGCAUCGCCGAUCUACAUCCGCACAAAUGCUCAAUCAUAAUCAGUAUCACAAUCAGAGCGAAUACAAUGGCGUCGAGUAUGAACAACCGCACGCGCGCAAUUAUCAGCAAUCGCGGUCGGUCAAUGACAGCUACGCGGCUGCUGGCGAUAAUAGUAAACGCGGCAUAUUGCAGCGACAAAACACUUCACCGGCGCUAAUGAGUCUGGCCAGCGAAAGCGCAAAUUCUAAUGGCAACGGAAAUGGUGGUGGCGCCGCUUAUGAUGAGGAUGCUUCACACCAUCUGAGUCCGGAAAAUCGUCGGCGCCAUCAUCAACUCUAUCAGCGCGGUGAGCAGCGUGUGCAAUUACAGCGUCGCAAAUCCUUCACCGGCUAUGACAAUGCGCAGUUAGGCAAUUGCAGCAGCAGUAGCAGCAUGGCGAGUGGCGGUGGUAGCGGUAGUGGCGCGGGUAGCACUAACGCGCCAAGCGGUGAACAACCGCGCGGCGAGAAACCGCGUAAGAAGCUCUCCUUCCGCGAACCGGUGGCGGAUAAACCGCGUGUGCGGCGACGCAGCUCGCCGCUACAGCGUCCGGAAAGCGCUAACGCUGAUGGCGCCGAGACAUCUCCGGUUGGCAAAGAGUCAAGUAAUCGGCUCACUAUAGACGAUGGUAUUAUUACAAAUACGAGCGCGCAUAAAGUGAGCUGUGAUAAUUUGAGCGCCAGCAGCAGCAGCGCUGCUUUAAUGCCAUUACCUGAUAACCGCAAUUACGCUGCUCAGUUUAAUAAUAUUGCGCUGGAUGCGGCGGGCUGCUGUUUUGUGGAUAAUGCGAAUUUAACAAUGGACUUUGAGUCACAAGCGAUGCGUAUUGUACGCACCGUCGGUCAAGCCUUUGAAGUAUGUCACAAAUUUAAUCUUCAUAAGAAUUCCUUGGAUCACAACGACGAACGCUCGGAUGUCUCAUCCGAGUUACUCGAUGUAGAACGCAUUUCGGUACAACAGCUGACAGAUGACGAGCUGGAUAAGAAAGAGCCGCUGACCGCUGUGACGGACAUAAAGCCACCGCAAAGACCGAACCAUCUGGAAUUGGUGCCACACACCAGUUCGAAUAUGCGCAAGUCACCCAGUUUGUUGACCGCUGACGAAGACAAAUCACCCACUACACCGUCGUCGCCCAGUCAUGAGAUCACCAAACUAAAGGAUCAAUUGGAGCAGCAGGCCAUACAAACGCGCCAGGCAUUGGCACAGCUGAUGUUGGUGCGCGAGCAGCUUAUAUCGGAAACGAAUGCGCGCAUUGAGGCUCAGGCACGCACACAGCAACUGCUGCAGCAGAAUCGCGAGCUGCUCGAGCAUCUGGCAUCGCUGGGCGCCUACAACGAACAGCAGAGCGCCGGACUGACUUCGGCCAAUAUCGGCAUGGCACCACAGCUGCAAAUGUUAUUGCAAGCUACCGGCAACAACAACAACUUGGCCACCAUCAAUCAACAAAUCAACAGCCUUGGCUCCAUCAACCAACAGCUGACAUCGCUCAGUCAUCAGCUGAGUGGUUUGAAUCAGCAAAGUCAGAAUAUACAAAACUUCCAGAAUAUCAACGCCGCAGCGGCGGCCGCUGCGCAACAGCAACAACAACACCAACAGCCAUCACCGCCACCCGUGAGCCAGCAGCAGCAGCUGACGCCACCCUGUUCGGCUGCCCCGUUGCAACAGUCGCAGUUGCACUUGAAUAUAGCCACCGCGGCGAACGCCAACAAUGGCAACAACACCAACAACAACAGCAUUAAUAACAAUAACGCCUGCGGCGGCGGCGGCGGCAGCAGUCCAUUCCCUACAAUGAAUCAAUUGCAGCGCAUAAGCAAUCAGCUACAACAACUCAAUGCGCAAGCGACGCAGUCGCAGCAAGACGCGUUGUCGAAGGACCUCUUCCAAGUCAAUCAGGAGCUGCUGAAUCGGCUGCAGGCGCUGAAUUUGGGUGCCAGCAAUACGAACGCCUUGACGCUCAAUACCGGCGCGCCCAUGGCCAGCGCCCAACAGACGCCAUCGCCGCGCAACUCUUUCUUCUUCGUUAACCCGAUGUCGGUGAGCCCAGCGAACAACAACAACAAUGCUGGUAAUUUCAAUUUUCUCAGCUCGCCAAGCGCGCUGUCCGGUCAGCUGACGCCAUCGCCCAUGAGCACGCUCACGCGCAACUCAUUUGCGCACAGCGCGCAGCUGCAGCAGCAACAACAUGACGUGGAUGCAUUACAACAACAGCUGAGCAGCAUCGAUCAGAACUUGAACCUAAUCGAUGAACAAUUGAUGAAGCCACUCGGCGGUUCGAUGACAUCGACGUCCUCCAAUGGCAAUAUAGCCGCCGGCAGUCCCUCGGGUACGCGCGAAUCCAGUCGCUCCUCGUCGACACUGGACUCGGCGUCACCAUCAUCGCCGCGCAUACGUACCGGCGGCAUCGCCAACAACAACAACAAUGAGCCACGCUUCAACACCGUCAUGCUGAAAGUGACCGACGAAGCGGGUAAUGUGACGAAUCAGCGCAAGCUCUCGGCCACGCCAAGCUUCAUACAGCGCAGCACAAGCGAAAAAGUGCCGAAUCGCAGUCAAAUUAUGAGUCAAGUGCAACGAACGGCCUGGGCGCGUCACACCACUAAAUAACAGUCGGCCGUAGGUGGUGGUGGUGGCGAGGAAAGCGUUAUGGAUGCCGUCUUAAUAGAAAUCUAGUUGAGCAUAAAUUGGGCGGGUAGCUGUAGCACAGCGUUGUGGAUUGUGCUGCAACAGUAGUAAAUAACGGUUUUUAUAAAUAAAACUCCAAUCCUAGUAUAUUUACGGAGAAAUGGUUAAUAUAAGGCGGUAGUAUACAUUUUAGGGUGGUCCAAAAACAAUUUAAAACUGUUUGAUUUUUUCUAUAUUUUUUUUUCAUAAAUUUAAAGGGGUUAAAUAGUUUAUUUAUAGAAAAAUGGCCGAUAUACGGCAUAAGUAAGAAUAUUAGGAUGGUUCAAAAAAAAUACAUUUUUUUUAUUUUUUCUCUGAUACAUAUAAAUUUAAAAGGCAUAAAUAGUUAAUUUCAAGAAAACUGGCUGAUAUACAUUAUUAGUAUGAAUAUUGGGGUGGUUCUAAAAAAAUAAAAUUUGGGAUUUUUAGUAUUUUCUAUAAAUAACUUUCUUAAAGUAAUUUAUUUGCAACAAAUAUUUCAUAUGUCUUGUUAUGCAAAUAAGGGUGGUUCUAAAAAAAUUAAUUUUUUGGAAUAUUCCUAUUGUUUAUUAAUAAAAUCUCAUAACUUGUUUAUUUACUGAAGGAUCAGCCAUUUUAUGCAGCGUUGAUAGACUACAAAUAUUAGGGUAAUUCUAAAAAAAAGUGUGUAAUUUUUCUUUCAAUUUUGCUAUUAUACCAUACUACUAUGAUCAAAAUUACCACAUAUAAUUUUUGGUCGUUUUUGAAGAAAAUUUUACACGCUCUUCAAAGUGUCAAAGCUCGAAUUCUUCUUUGACGGCUCAAAAUAAAUUUUAUUUAACCCUAACCGUAUAAGAGCCAUGCCAAACUUUAUAUACAUAUAAUACGUUAUAAUGUUUUGAAAACACAACUGUAAAUUCUACAGAUAUAAAAUUUCAUGUAUAUAUUUAAGGACCACCCUAACACAUACAUAUAUAGUAUAUAUACAUGCAAAGAGCUGUUGUUUAGAAUUUGUAAAAACUACUUUCUAUUAUUAUAAGUCCACAUAAUAUAUAUAGUAUAUACAUAUAUAAAGCGAUAAAUUGAUAUAUCGCAAAGAAAUUUCAUAUCUUCUAGACUUAGUUCAACUAAAAAAGUAAAAAUGUAAAAAAAAAUUAUAUUGUUCCUCAAACAAUAUCAUAAAUUCAUAUAUCCAAUUUUUUGCUUGUUUUGUAAUUUAGCUUUUAAUUUACAGUAUUAAUACGGAACUUGUAAAAAUAGUCUAAUUGUUGAGCAGUUAAAAUAUGUAUUUGAAUCAAAAUAAACCGUUAGCAUAUGGUUUGUCAGCAGUACUAUGUAUAACUGUUAUAAAUUUUUGAUAAUAAAAAUCAGUAUCGAGUCGUUAUGUUGCA
Bactrocera dorsalis (oriental fruit fly) is the source of this 7066-nucleotide messenger RNA. RefSeq names its product capon-like protein. The record is from RefSeq and is a predicted model, not a curated record. Gene Ontology annotation, molecular function: nitric-oxide synthase binding. Lineage: Eukaryota; Metazoa; Arthropoda; Insecta; Diptera; Tephritidae. The transcript has 7 exons. The coding region runs from base 1890 to 5660 and encodes 1256 amino acids.